CCGGGGCCGGUUCCGCUUCCUCCGGAAGUCAGAAGGAGCCGCUCUUUCCGCUCCACUCGAUGGUGGCGCGGUUGCUUAGCCUGUAGUCAGGAAGCCCUUGGCCGAGGAGCUGGCGCGCGAUACAAAAUAAGAGGAAGUUAUUUCAGGUGACCUACCGCCAACAAAGAGAAAAGAUCCAGCCUGAUACAGAGUACCCAUAGCAGGCAUCUAAUGUAAAAAGUGCAAUGAAUGAGUGUAAUAUACAACUUCCCUCCCCGCAAAUCCUGAGCCUUUGAUAGCAUUAUUUUGGUGUUUCUGGAUUAAGUUUAUUUAGAAACUUGUUUGGAGGUUAUGGAUGAUAAGCCCAAUCCUGGAACCCUGAGUGAGAGCUCAGAACCUCUCUUCUCCUUUGGAGUUAUAGCAGAUAUUCAGUAUGCCGACUUAGAAGACGGCUAUAAUUUCCAUGGAAGCAGACGGAGGUACUACAGACACAGUCUUCUUCACUUACGGGGUGCCAUUGAACACUGGAAUGAAGAAAGCAGCGCACCCUGUUGUGUACUGCAACUGGGAGAUAUCAUCGAUGGCUAUAACGCGCAGUAUAAAGCGUCAGAAAAAUCACUAGAACUUGUCAUGAGCACGUUCCAAACGCUGAAAGCCCCAGUCCAUCAUACGUGGGGAAAUCACGAAUUCUACAACUUCAGCAGAGACUACUUAACAAACUCCAAACUUAACACGAAGUUUCUAGAAGAUCACAUUGUACAUCAUCCUGAGACUAUGCCUUCAGAGGAUUAUUAUGCUUACCAUUUUGUGCCAUUCCCUAAAUUCCGGUUCAUUUUACUCGAUGCUUAUGACUUGAGUGUCUUGGGUGUGGAUCAGUCUUCUCCAAAAUACCAGCAGUGUCUGCAGAUGCUGAGGGAGCACAAUCCAAAUACGGAAUUGAAUAGUCCUCAAGGACUUUCUGAGCCCCAGUUUGUCCAGUUUAAUGGAGGAUUCAGCCAAGAACAGCUGAACUGGUUGAAUGAAGUUCUUACAUUCUCUGACACAAACCAAGAAAAGGUGGUGAUUGUGAGCCAUCUUCCCAUUUACCCUGAGGCCUCUGACAGUGUGUGCCUGGCCUGGAAUUACAGGGACGCCCUGGCGGUCAUCUGGUCUCACCAGUGCGUGGUGUGUUUCUUUGCUGGUCACACUCAUGAUGGUGGCUACUCUAAGGAUCCUUUCGGUGUGCACCAUGUCAACCUGGAAGGGGUUAUUGAGACAGCUCCGGACAGCCAGGCUUUUGGCACAGUUCAUGUCUAUCCUGACAAAAUGAUGCUGAAGGGGAGAGGCAGAGUUCCAGACAGAAUUAUGAAUUACGAGAAGGAAAGAGCUUUCCACUUUUAGUCUGAUUUUGUUUACCUCUGUAGACAGAAUGACUUAGCUUUGUGUUUUUGUUCCCCUCCCAGCCCCCAAUCCUCAGUCUCAUUGUUCGUAGUCAUUUGCAUAACAAAAUAUAUGUAUGGCUGCAGUGUGUCAGAGCUCCUCAGAUAUUCUGAAAUGGCAUUUUUGGAUAAUAUAUCCAGUGCUGAAAAUUAGAAACAUAAUGAAUGAAAGUGGCGUGAAAAAAAACAGGGAGGAGACUGCGGGGGGGU
This is a messenger RNA of Equus quagga, 1607 nucleotides long. RefSeq names its product ADP-ribose/CDP-alcohol diphosphatase, manganese dependent (gene ADPRM). The coding region runs from base 331 to 1359 and encodes 342 amino acids. Lineage: Eukaryota; Metazoa; Chordata; Mammalia; Perissodactyla; Equidae. The record is from RefSeq and is a predicted model, not a curated record. The transcript is spliced from 5 exons. Gene Ontology annotation, molecular function: CDP-glycerol diphosphatase activity; ADP-ribose diphosphatase activity; manganese ion binding.